Drosophila elegans is the source of this 3004-nucleotide messenger RNA. Its product is annotated as U2 snRNP-associated SURP motif-containing protein. Gene Ontology annotation, biological process: RNA processing. NCBI's taxonomy places the organism in Eukaryota, Metazoa, Arthropoda, Insecta, Diptera, Drosophilidae. The coding region runs from base 78 to 2951 and encodes 957 amino acids. Gene Ontology annotation, cellular component: nucleus. Gene Ontology annotation, molecular function: RNA binding. The transcript has 12 exons. The record is from RefSeq and is a predicted model, not a curated record.
UGGCUGGCUUUGGUCACACUGGCACUCGCAAUUUAUAACUUGUAUCUGUGGAAAAUGCGGAUAUUGACUUGGAAAAAAUGAGUAAACCCGUGAUUAAGCCCAAGGAAGUGGCUGCCGCUUCGGCCAGCUUGAAGAGGAUUAGCGAGAAAAAGCUGGAGGCUUUCACGGUGGGCACGUUCUCAAAGAGGCAGUUGUCCAAAAAGGAGAUAGAAGACCAGAAGAAAAAGGAGGAUGCAGCUGCAGCGGCUCAUGCCUUCAAAGAGUUUGUGGAGACCUUCCAAGAGGCGCCCACACCCUCCUCCAAAGUGUGGGUCAAAGCCGGCACCUACGAUGCCGGAUCUCGGCGGGAGGACAAGUCGGAGAAGGGCAAGCUAUACAAGCCCGUCUCCAAGCUGCUGGACAAGGGCUCCUCCGACAAGGCCGAGGAAUAUGCCAAAACCCUGGCCUCGGACCUCAAGAAGGACCCGGGUCCGGUGAAGAAGAAAAACCAGGAAAAGAAGAAGAGCAACUUGGAGCUGUUCAAGGAGGAACUGAGACAAAUCCAAGAGGAACGCGAGGAGCGCCACAAGUACAAGCACCUGGCUGUUAGCCAUGCCCCGCCAGCUCAACAGCCGGCGGCAGCGAGUGCUCCUGUGCCCAGUAGUAGUGCAUCCACCACCUCUCAGGCCUCCAACAGCUCCAAGGACUCGGGAUCCUUCGAUACCGGUGAUCCAAACACCACCAAUCUUUACCUGGGCAACCUGAACCCCAAAAUAUCCGAGCAGCAGCUCAUGGAAAUCUUCGGGCGGUACGGUCCUCUGGCCAGCAUCAAGAUCAUGUGGCCACGCUCCGAGGAGGAGAAGCAAAGAGGUCGCAACUGCGGAUUUGUGGCCUACAUGAGCCGCAGGGACGCUGAAAGGGCACUGAGGACAUUAAAUGGACGCUACAUCAUGGGAUACGAGAUGCGGCUGGGAUGGGGAAAGACUGUGCCCAUAAUGAACACGCCUAUUUUUACACCGCAAGCACUGCUGGAAAUGACCCUCCCGCCACCUCCAUCUGGAUUGCCCUUCAACGCCCAACCGCCACCGAGCGAGGCUGGUGUUUUACCCAAGAAAAACUACAAGGAGUUUGACCAGGAAGAGGACAAGGAAAACAUGGAAAGGAUACUUGCCAAAUGCGUUGUAAAAGUUCACAUUCCCACUGAGAAAGCUGUGCUGAAUGUUAUCCAUCGGAUGAUCGAGUUUGUCAUACGCGAGGGUCCAAUGUUCGAGGCCUUGAUCAUGAUUCGCGAAAUGGAGAAUCCUCUAUUUUCGUUUCUCUUCGACAACGAGAGUCCUGCACACAUCUACUAUCGAUGGAAGCUGUUCUCUUUGCUGCAGGGGGACACGCCGAACGAGUGGAGGGAGGAUGAGUUUCGUAUGUUCAAAAACGGACCGGUUUGGCGCCCUCCGAUUGCCAACUUCUAUACCCAGGGCAUGCCGGAUGAGCUGGUUGUGGAUCCUGAUGCCCCCGUGGUGCACAAAGGAGCCUUGUCCAAUGCGCAACGGGAUAGACUUGAGGAUCUGAUUAGGCAACUAACUCCGGAACGCGCCCGCAUUGGUGAUGCCAUGAUCUUUUGCAUAGAACAUGCCGAUGCUGCUGAUGAGAUAUGCGAGUGUAUCGCCGAAUCUCUGGCCAACUUGAAUACAAAGCCUUCAAAAAAGAUUGCUCGGUUGUAUCUGAUCUCAGAUAUACUGCAUAAUUGUACAGUUAAAGUGGCAAAUGCUUCCUUCUUUCGCAAGUCUGUGGAAAAGCAAUUGUUGGAUAUUUUCGAAAAUCUGCACAAUUACUACCAGAACAUUGAGAGCCGCUUGAAAGCGGAGGGCUUCAAGUCCAGAGUCUGCAAUGUAAUUCGCACCUGGGAGGAGUGGACAAUCUACCCCAAGGAGUUUUUGGCUCAGCUGACAGCCAAGUUCUUGGGCAAACCGUACGUCAUGCCAGCAAGUUCUUCACCCCAAGCCGAAGAAACGCGCUCCGAGGAGGCCCUGGACGAAGAUAUCGAUGGUGCCCCGCUAUCCGGAGAGGAGAAGGACGAUGAAGACCUGGACGGGGUGCCACUGGACGGAGCUGCUUUGCUCAAGAGCGCCUUGAAGAGGGCCUUGCCCGAUGCGGAUGUUGCUACACCAAAACGUGAAACGCCCAAAAGGGAGGAAUACCACGAUGAAAUCGACGGCGUACCCUUAGAUGAGGACCUCGAUGGGAUACCGCUCGAAAAAGAAAGCAAACCUGCUCCCAAAAUGCCCGGAUUCAUUCCCUCAAAGUGGGAGACAGUUGACCCCCAGCAAGUAGAAGCGCAGGCGAUCACAACCAGCAAAUGGGACACACUGGAUCCGCCAGAUCCCCCCAAGUUUUUCAGCUCCGACGAGGACAGUGACGAUGAAAACUCGCAGAAGUAUAGCGACGAGAAGCGACUCAAGUUGAGGGAUAUCGAAUUGAAAGCAAUUCAGUAUCAGGACGAACUGGAGUCAGGAAAACGGCGCGUUGAACCCGGCUGGACAGUGCCCGAGCAAGUGGAGUAUUUCCGAAAGCGAUUGCUCAAACAGGACUCUAGAACUGAAUGUGCCGUGGAUUCCCCUCUGAGCUACAUGCACACCAAAUCAAAGGGUUCGAAGGUCAGUGAAAGUCCAGCCCAGUACAGUGGCAAAAGAUCGCACUCGCCCUACGCCGCAGCAGAACCGAAACGACGUGACUACUCGCCGGAAAACUCCCGCUCCUCGAAGUCCUCCAAGCGUAACCGGUCGCGCAGUCCUUCCGGAUCACCGAAGCGGUAUGCUGAGCGAUCUUCUCGCAGCUCCCGCUAUGAGAGCCCGGCUUCCAGUUCGUCCCGCUCGCGCAGCUCUCCAACAUCCUUCACCUCGCGAUCCUCUCGAAGGGAGGAGGCAUCUCCUCCCAGGCAUCGCAGCGAUAAGCACAAGCACAAACAUAGGCACUAAAAGAUGCACUCCGGACGAUUCAUAUUUAAUUAAACAUGGAUUCUGCAUAAAAA